AUGUCGCUUUUAUCAAGACAAGGAACAAUGGUCCGUAAGAACCGGAACUCAAUUAAGAGAUCUAUCCGGAGAAAACCCACCUCCAUUAAAAGAGAGUCGCCUGCUCCCCCCGUAAAGACCCCGCCAGUCAUAUCAGGGAUACAGAAGGAGCACCCCCAGGCAUCCCCUGCCAGGAGUGUGGCCAGCACAAUCGUGUCAUUUGACGAUGAAAGACGCCUAUGGAACACGUCUGUUGAUUGGCGGACAACCGGAGGUCAAGGGGUAGAUGCAAGUUAUAGUUCUGUUCUCCUUCAGCUAAAAGAAGCCAGCCAUGAUUCUAACAACACUUGUCAAUUUCUGUCACGUAGCAAAAACAUUAUCUGCCAUACAGUAUUUAUUACAGUACUGGUGGGUGUGUCGUUGACGUUACCAGUUGCCAUGAUUUUUUUAGGUGUGAAAUACAUUAAUGACUGUCCAAUUAAGCGCAGCGUUCCUAUUUACCUGCUUGUGGGAGGAUGUUGCGGAAUUUUAAGGAUCCUCGCUACAAUGUGGCGAAACAUGCAGUACAGACGACAACUCGAUUCCUAUUACGAUUCAUACGUACACGAAGGUUUAUACGUAUCUCAAACCUACAGAUUCAUGGACGUGACGCUCACCUUGUUUCUGAUUGGCUGGCUGGUCACCGGAAGUCACUGGGUGUUCGAAGUGUGGGAGCCGCCAUAUUCUCAGCCGCUUCAUGAGCCCAGUAAUUGGUGCGAUAGGACAGUGUAUAGAUUUGCUGUGUAUCAAAUCAUAGGAUCGUAUUGUUUCCUGUUUAUCGUUCUAACAGCUAGCUGUGUUUUGACAAUUUACUAUAAAGCUUGUAGUUGAAAAUAUGACAAGCAUUCUUUUUAAUUUUAUUUAUUUAAAUUUAAUUAUUCAUU
Molecule: messenger RNA, 902 nt
Organism: Saccostrea echinata
Lineage: Eukaryota; Metazoa; Mollusca; Bivalvia; Ostreida; Ostreidae
Product: transmembrane protein 272-like
Exons: 4
Coding region: 1-849 (282 amino acids)
Source: RefSeq, a predicted model, not a curated record